Messenger RNA from Tetrahymena thermophila SB210, 5784 nucleotides. RefSeq lists its product as hypothetical. The transcript has 2 exons. The record is from RefSeq and is a predicted model, not a curated record. Lineage: Eukaryota; Ciliophora; Oligohymenophorea; Hymenostomatida; Tetrahymenidae.
AUGUCGGCGCAUCAACUCAACAUGAUCUCUUAAGAUAAAUAAAUAGGUGAUUACUCAAGCCAUAAACAGAAUGGAUAACUAGUUAUUAGUAGCAAUUAACUGUAAAUAAAAGAGGGGCAAAAUUAAAUGUUACUUAACGAGAACAUAAAUAGCAAUUUUUAGUUGAAUAAGAACAGUUAACAGCAAUUAAUUGGAUAGUCUACUGGUUAAUAAAUUUAAAGGUUCAAUAAUACAACUCCUAAUGGUGGUAGUAGUAACUCUUUGAGUAAUUAAAAUAAUUAGGUUUUUUAAAAUUAAGAUAAUUAUAACAAUUCUCAAAACUCAAAUUAGCAGCCGAGCACAAUUAACGGUAACAACUAUAAAGUGAUUAAAACUUACUAAAAAUUAGGUGUUGCAGGUGGUAGUUCUGCAACUAAUUUUUCAAGUCAAAAUACAACUUAAUCUUCAAGAAAAAGAGGAUCAUAAAAUUAACAUUAAAGCUAAUCUUAAAGUUAGCAGUAAAUGUUAGCAGCAUAAUAGGAGAUAGCCUUAAUACGUGAGUAGUGUAUUUUUUGCCAAAAAUUUACAGCUUAUCGCAGUUUUGGGCCUCUUCUAAAUAAAGCUCUUUAUUCCAAAUAUUCUUCAUCAUAGAAUUAUUUCUACUCUAAAGAUAUAAAUGAUAUUUUGGGAAAUGUUUCAACAAAAGUAGUCAUUAGAUUUCGAGAUCUUGAAACUUACGAUGAAGAAGAGGAAUUUUUAAAGAGAUUUUACCAUAAAAAUUAACAACCUGUUAAGAUGCGUGAUUUGACUGAAUAUUAUAAAUACCACAAAGACAUUCCAAGAUUAUUUAUGGUUAGUAUAGGUAAUGUAAUGAAUCGUUAUCACGACAAGCGUCGUAGAAUAGAAUACUAGCGCAUUAAAAAAUAAUUAAACUUCGAAACUUCUAACAACAACAAUUCUGAAGAUAGUCAGUUAAACACAGAGGAAGAAGAUUCAAAUGGUAACAAGGCUUCUAAAAAGAAAGAAAUUCCUAAAGAAUGCUCAAAUAUGCUACAAGAAUUAGAUGUAACUCUCAGCUUUCAUCAAAGGAUGGAAAACAAAAUAAAGCAUAUAAAUAUUGAUGGUACUAGCAAUAAUCAGCACAUUUCCGCUAAUUAUAAUGGAAUGAAUGCAUUUUAUAUGAAUCAGCAACCUAACAAGGUUUACUUAUAACAAUAAAAUCGCCCCUAAUCAAAUAUAUUUGAUAUGAGCUCUAUGAUGUAAAAAGCGAGUAACAAAAAUUUCUUUCCUGCCCAAGCCGCUUCAUACAAUGGUAAUAGCAAAAUUGCUCUCUAGAAUUAAAUUUAAUUUAACUAUUACAAAGCUGGAGAAUUUGGUAAUGAAAAUGAAAGCAGUUAUUAGCUUUCAAGAAUUUUACAAAGUUUUCAGCAUAAUGCAGAUGAUAAGUACUUUUACUCUAUAGAGACAUCAAUGUCGAAUAUGAACAAUAUUCUAAACACACAGACUGACGAUUUGAGUUUUCUCUCAAAUCAAAAUAUCUAAUUCUAACAGCAGACUUAACCAUCUCGUAUAUAAUAUCCUUAAAAUAGUAUUAAUAAUAAAAUUGUACCAACUUUAAACUUCUCUAAAAACAAUAAAAAUACUUAAAAUAACAUGCAACCUACUUUAAACGAAGAUGUUUAAUCCUAAAUCCAUUCUAAAAACAAAUAAAUGGCAGAAAAUGCAAUUCUAAACCAAAAAUAUCAAAGCAUAUUAAGUUAAAAUUAAAUAAAAUAAUAGCAAUAAUCUUCUUCAUCAGGAUCGUCCAACAACUAUACAAGCAAUUCUCAACAAAUGCUAAAUCCUUUCUAAGAAAUUCAUUCUAACUUGCCUAAUUAGAAGCUUUCUAAUAUAAUUUAAGAGCAGUAAAUUAAAAUGCAAAAAGCUCUCCUUAACAAUGGAAUGCAAUUAAGCUCUAACAAUAUAGACGGUAUAUAAAAACAGUCUACUAAUUAGCUUCCCUCUUAAUAAAAAAUAUAAUAAAAUAUUUCUUCUUCUUAGUCUUCCUCUAAUUCUUUAGUUAAGUAAAAUAACAUUAACUCUAAUUUAUUUAUUAAAUAACCUUCCUCAAGCUCUAAUAACAACCUUGGAGGUAAGGAAGGAGGAUUAUCUAUUGAUAAGUUAGCCUCAUAGUCAUAAUCAACUACUAACUAAUAAAAAUAAACAAUAAAUGCAAAACAAAUAAUGAAAGUUUUGACGCAAAACCAAAAUAGCUCAAAUAAUAAAAACGCAGGAUUUUCUAAUAGCAAUUAACCAGUCACUGCUACUAAUUCUCCUCAAACUUCUUUGAUAGAAAAGGACUCCAAGUAAGCAAAUUCCCAGUAAAGUUAGUAAGCAUAGAUAAUUGACUAACUGAAAGUAAAUAACUAAGUAGGUAAUAAUCAAAAUACAAAUAAUAACUAGGCAUUAACAAGGAACAAAAGUAACCAAAGUAUAAGCUAAAAGAUUUUAUAAAAAAGAGCAAGUGAUAAUAUUUAUUCUUCAGCCAGUGUUAAUCCUCUGCUUUAAUGCUCUACGAGAAUUCCUUCAACUUAAAAAAAUUCUUAAAAUAUCAAUGCAAUCAAUUAAAUGCCAUUUUAAGCCAAUAAUAAUUAAAAUAGCAAUAACAGUACGAACAUCAGUAAUAAUAACAUGAAGAAAAAUGAAAUUGACUCAAAUAAGUAACAGUAAAUUGAAAGAAGAUAUCAAACUGCUGAAAGGGAAAGAAUAUUCAGUGAAAGAAAAGAAUUAAAUGAUAAAUUUUCAAUUACCAACACAAUCAAUCAACUUAAAUAAUCUGAAAAGCAAUCUCCUACAAUUAAGAUAUAAUAAUAAAAUCUAUUAUCAUCUUAAUAGCAAUCUUCUUAAAAUUAAAUUUUAUAAAUCAUGUCUCAAAGGUAAUCCAAAGAAUAAAUUUACACAUAAAAGUAGCAGUAAUUCGAACAGUAUUAGCUUAAGCAAAAUGUAAAUAAUAACAAUACUCCUGCCACUACUUCUAAUACAAGUAGACCUCGCUCUAGCCUUCAUUAAAAUUCUGCUUCUUAAUCUUCAAACCCUAAGCAUUCCACAAACAAAGCUCAAUAAGUAUAAAUAAAUCCUCUUUUUCAAACUCUUCGUUAGUAAAAUAUAUAAUAAACAAUAUCUAACAUAAGUUCUAAUGUUAACUCUUAAAUAAAUAACAUGAAAUGUGAAAGUAUGCCCUCUUCAAGUGCUUUGAAUAAUCAAACAAUUCAAAACUAACAACAUUCUUAACUAAGUAGCACUCUUUAAUUCUUGACAUCAUAAAAUUCUUAAAAUAAUCUUUAAUUUUCUCAACUAUAAGUAAUAUCUGAUGGAUCUUCUUCUCCUUAGCAAUUAUUUUACUAAAAUUAGUAGCCUUAAUUACUUUUAAAUGAUCUUUAAUCGCAUUAUCACUAUUCUUCUCCAAACACCAAUAACAAUCCUGAUAAAUUACACAAUAACAACGGUGAUCUUAGAAUCAAAAAACGCAAAGAAGGCUAAACAAGUUUAAAUGUUAAGGGAAGUUCUAUUACAGGAGUGAGUGGAUUGGUUGGAAGUAGCAGCAAUAUGAACUUUAGCUAGCUUAGUCAGAUAAAUUAACCAAAUAUUAGUUAAAUUUCAUAAUAAGUUCAGCAACAAUAGUAAUAACCAUAAUAAUCUUCUCGUAAUCACCUCAAAUCAUAAAAUUCAUCAUAAAAGAAAAUUAAACAUUCUUAACAUCAAGCACCACAAUUAGAUAUAUAAUAAUAGAUACAAGUGUAAAUGAAUAGCAAUAAUAAUUUAUUGUCCCAAAACUCUUCCUCUUAGCAAGCUCCUUCGAUCAGUUAAACAAAUUUCUUUAACUCUAAGCGUAACUCUUAAAUUUAAUAAUUAAAUCCUGACUUGAUUAAAACGUAAGUCUACAAGACUUAAUCCACUUUUGGAAAUAACUAAAACUAAAAAAAUCGUUCUUCAAGCAAUCCAAAGCAGUUGAAAUUUCCUCUCAAUGCAAAUAAUUACAAUAGCAAUUUUAUAAAUUCUGGUAAUGUCUAAAUUCCUAAAAAUUAAAAUUUCAUAUUAUAAUACGACACUAACACACCUAAUUCUGCAGCUUUGCAAUCUUCUAUUCAAUAACAUUCUAGCCAACAAUAGCAGUAAUUAGCUAACUACUAAUAGUAAUAGUAAGUAAUUUAAUUACAAUAACAACAAUAGCAACAAUAGUAAUAAUUAUAGUAAGUUUAAUAGGGAAAGCAUUAAAAAAGUAAUUCUAUUGCCAUUUAGCCUGGCAAUAAUAAUAUUUAUAAAUAAAGUUCAGUAAGCAGCCACACAAAUUUUAAUUCUAAUCAUUCUUAGACAAGCAGUUAGCCAAACUUGCUUUCAUCUUCCCUUUUAAACUAAUUACCUUAGAAUAUGAAUGUACUUAAUGGAAUAAAUACAUAACCAGCAAGUACAAAAAUUCCAAACAGUAAUUCGAUAAGUAAUUAAGCAAAUACAGGCAACGGUAUCAACUCAAAUAAUAAUUUUACAUAAAUUAAUUUGUAAUUAAUUAAAAAUUAUAACACAGGAAGCACAAAUAUUAUAAAUUCAAAUAAUUAAAACUCAAAUGACAUUACAAACACCUUAACAAUAGGUACUCCUGUUUAUUAGCAAAGUAAUUAAGGAAUGCAAAAGCACUCAAGGACGAGAAGUCAAGAGUUAAUUACUAACUAAAUGAAUAUUAUAGGAUCUAGUACUGCUCGUAAUAAUGAUAAUCUGAACGCAAAUUAAUAACAAAUAAUGAAUAAUUUACCUGGAGGUGUCUCUUAGAUUAACUAAGUUUAUGAGCACAAAUAUCACUAUAACUAGCCUUAAUCAGUACGAAAUAAAGCUGAAAGAACAACUUCUACACAUUUUAGUGACUCAAUUAAAAGAUUGAUAGAAUAGAAUACAAUUUCAAGUUCUUCAACAACUACUAACAGGACAGGUUCAAUGAUAUCUGCUCAGUAAUUCAUUUCUUCAAAAUAAAAAAGUUAAAUCUAAAGUAAUUAAAAUCUUACUAACAAUUCUUCUAAAUACUAUAAUUAAAACAUGACAAAUAGCCCAGUCUCUAUUCGUAAAAAUAUUAUGAAUAGUAACAAUAAUAAUGGGAAUGCAAAUAAUAAUAAUCAAAAUAACUUAAAGAAAAUGAACAGGAUAGAUACUUUUGCAGCUAGAGUGAGCAAUAUGAUAAACAUUUUUGAUCCUAACUAAUAAAAUAGUUAACAUGUAUUGACUAAUCUCCACAACAACAGUGGAGGAGUAAAUAAUAUAAACAGUACUUUGAGUAAUUUUAAUACUAAUUAAAUACCAUAAACUUAGCAACAAUUAGCAAAUAACAGCAACAACCUAAAUCAUAAUAUUAAUACUACCUUAAAUAAUAAUUAGGUUGCAAAUAACUCAAACUAUACAACUCAAUCUAAUUAAGUUAACAUUUAAAAUUAUCCUCCAAGUGCAAGAAUUAAUUUAAAUGCAAAAAAUUCUUCAAUUAUUAGCCACACUGGUUCUCUUAGUAGAAAUAAUUCUCCUUCAAAACAAAAACCAAUCGGGGAAUUAAAUAUACAAUAAAAUUAAAUGACAGGAAGCAUAUCUCCAUAGAUGAUUAAUUCAGGUUCAACAGGAGCACUUUAAUUAAAUUAUUAAGUACCUCAAAACUUCAUUCCAUCUUCCACAUAAUCUAAUACUGCUCAAAAUUUAUCUUAACAAAUAAGUAACUCUUCAAGAAACGCCUCUUCCCAAAGAGGAGCCUCUAAGGCAAGCUAAUUAAUUAGAUACAGAUAAAAUAAUUAAUGA